CCUUUUUUGCGUGGAAGGCAUGUUAACUUAACGUGAUUUUCCUGUAUGGACCUUAAUUAUGUUCUCUCUUAAUUUAUCGGCAAUUCGGCAGAGCUAUGAGGCCGUCAUUCCCUGUAUCUUCCUAUUUUGAAGGCCGCCCGCUCGCGCACAAUGCAUGGCGUCUAUUCCAAAAUCCCUUUCCCUCCACGACACCGCUUCCAGCCCACGCAACCCUCGAACAAUGGCGAGGGCUCGCCGGGGACGACAAAACGCCGCCGCAUCGCCGCCGUCGCUGGCCCUGCAGCUGCAGGUGGCCAGCCUCGUCAUCGUCUUCGUCUUCGCCUUCUCCUCCGCCAUCACGCCUACACGAGCUGAUCAUGUAGAAGGACGUAAGUGCACUUCUCAGCUGCUUCGAUUUCAAUCCCCUUCACCACGCACGCAGACAUGUCGCACGAGAUGUUUGGCUACGAAAACGACGCGACGGGGCCGGCGAAGUGGGGCUCGCUGCACAAGGAGUGGGCCGUCUGCGGCGACGGCAAGAAGCAGUCGCCGAUCGACAUCACCACGGUGGAGCCGCAGAAAGUGAAGGAGCCGCUGAUGCAAGCCUACAAGGCCGGCGCCACCACCAUUCAGAACCGAGGCCACGACUACAUGCUGAAAUGGAAAGAUGGGAAUAGCAAGCUGACGGUCCAAGGGAAGGAGUACACGCUCAAGCAGGUGCACUGGCAUGAACCCUCCGAGCACACAAUCAACGGAACCAGGUUCGACGCAGAGAUGCACAUGGUUCACGAGGACCCCAGCAUGGCGAGAGCCGUCGUCUCUGUGCUGUUGAGCACCAAAGCAGGCCAACCCAACGCAGUGCUCACCGAGAUGGCGCCACAUUUCAAGAACCUUGCUGGUAAAGAGAAGGCCGAGGAGGAAGUGAAGGAGCCUGUUGAUCCAUCGACCUGGGUAGAUAAAACCUCAGGCUACUACAGAUACGACGGCUCCCUCACAACACCGCCUUGCACUGAAGGAGUGAUCUGGACGAUCAUGAGCAAGAUAGGAGAUGCAUCGAAGGAGCAGAUUGACUUGCUCAAGACAGUGGCUACGACUGUGGAACCAAAUGCACGGCCAGCUCAGAAACUCAACGAUCGAAUUGUGAGGAGCAAACGGUACAACAAGGUUGUUGCAUCUACUACUGCCAAACCACUACAGCAAACAGCACUACAGCGCCUUGCAUCAGAAGGGCGCACAGAGCUAGCGCCACCAGGACAGCGCCACAAGAAAACAGAGCACUACGCGCAGCAUAUGUUCCAAGUUUUUAUCAGGUAUCUUAGGACAUCAAGAGGCAGUAGAUAGACCAUAAUACCAUACCAGAUUGAGUACAGCCUUAAGCCAUUCUGACCAGAACAUACUAAAUCCCAAUGGCAUAUUAACCUCAAAUGUUGCUUCAAUUUAACUGCUCGGACACAUCCAAUGAAUAAC
Molecule: messenger RNA, 1446 nt
Organism: Oryza sativa Japonica Group (Japanese rice)
Lineage: Eukaryota; Viridiplantae; Streptophyta; Magnoliopsida; Poales; Poaceae
Source: RefSeq, a predicted model, not a curated record